UCCGGCGGAAGUUGCUUGUUCAUUAGACUAUUUUUCAAAGAUGGCACUUGCUAGUGUGUUGAGCCGUGAUUGUGCGAAUUUUUCUUUUGAUAAUUGUCAAACUUCUGACUUUGGAUGCGGACCGGAACAGAGCGGCCUGGGGUUAGACGCCACGCCGGGAGACGGCCUCAGUUUCUCAGUUAGAAACCCUCUGUGUGGCGGAGACGAGGACGGCGUCGAGAGGAAAAUAGAGUUCCUGCAUGGGACCACUACAUUGGCUUUUAAAUUCCAGCAUGGCGUCAUUGUCGCGGUGGACUCUCGGGCCACAGCGGGUGCCUACAUCGCCUCGCAGACGGUUAAGAAGGUGAUUGAGAUCAACCCCUACCUGCUGGGCACCAUGGCCGGCGGAGCCGCCGACUGUAGCUUCUGGGAGCGCCUGCUUGCCCGCCAGUGCCGCAUCUACGAGCUCCGCAACAAGGAGCGCAUCUCUGUGGCGGCGGCCUCCAAGCUGCUCGCCAACAUGGUGUACCAGUACAAGGGCAUGGGACUCAGCAUGGGAACCAUGGUGUGCGGCUGGGACAAGAGAGGCCCAGGGCUCUACUACGUCGACUCCGAGGGCAACCGCGUGUGCGGCGACCUGUUUGCCGUGGGCUCGGGCUCCAUGUACGCCUAUGGCGUGAUUGACAGCGGCCUGCGGCAGGACCUGACUGUGGAGGAGGCCUGCGAGCUGGGGCGCCGCGCCAUCUACCAGGCCACGUUCCGCGACGCCUACAGCGGGGGGCAGGUCAACCUGUACCACGUCCACAGCGACGGGUGGACCCGGGUGUCUCAGGAAGACGUGCUCAUGCUGCACCAUCAGUACAAGGGUCAGGCUUAGUCGUGUGUAUUGGGGGCACAGCGGGGACCAGGAAGUGGGAGGGGACUGGGGAGGGUCGGGAGUUUCUACUAUGUUUAGGAUGUUCUAAAAUGUCAGUAUGGUUUGACACAUGAAUAAAAAAGGAAAAAGACUCACCUGUCCUUUGAUUUCCACUUGUAUUACUUGUCGCUAGCUUCAUAUUGUACGUUUCAGACGGUGCCAGAGAGCACGCUCCUCCUGCACGGAGGGACAUUUCGGGGGCUGGCGCGCUUUGAUGCAGCGUGGGAGUAACGUGCUGUGCGCUAUGCAUACAUUUAACUUGGACCCUACACUGGCAAAUGAUCAACAAUAAAUCCUGUAGUGUUUCUUUUUUUCCCCCCUACCAAGAGUAGUGUUU
Messenger RNA from Pungitius pungitius (ninespine stickleback), 1232 nucleotides. RefSeq names its product proteasome 20S subunit beta 5 (gene psmb5). Gene Ontology annotation, molecular function: threonine-type endopeptidase activity. Gene Ontology annotation, cellular component: proteasome core complex. The transcript has 3 exons. The record is from RefSeq and is a predicted model, not a curated record. NCBI's taxonomy places the organism in Eukaryota, Metazoa, Chordata, Actinopteri, Perciformes, Gasterosteidae. Bases 41 to 856 code for a protein of 271 amino acids.